This is a messenger RNA of Tachysurus vachellii, 842 nucleotides long. It is a transcript of the gene eef1akmt2, whose product is annotated as EEF1A lysine methyltransferase 2. Gene Ontology annotation, molecular function: protein-lysine N-methyltransferase activity. Lineage: Eukaryota; Metazoa; Chordata; Actinopteri; Siluriformes; Bagridae. The transcript is spliced from 6 exons. Gene Ontology annotation, biological process: peptidyl-lysine monomethylation; peptidyl-lysine dimethylation. The record is from RefSeq and is a predicted model, not a curated record. Bases 19 to 738 code for a protein of 239 amino acids. Gene Ontology annotation, cellular component: cytoplasm.
UGGUUCAUUCCAGGCGCCAUGUUUAAAGUUUCAGCAAUGGCUUCAGAGACCUCACAUGUUCAGGAGACCUCUUUAGGAUCACGCACUGAUUCUGGAGAGGAUUUUGCUCCAUCGAUACUCGGAACAAAAGAAUACUGGGAUAAUGCUUACAGCAGGGAACUCCAGACCUACAGAGACAUUGGAGAUGUUGGAGAAAUAUGGUUUGGAGAGGAAAGUAUGAACCGUAUAAUCCAGUGGAUGGAGAAACAGAAUACACCUGAAACUGCUGCCAUACUGGACAUUGGCACUGGAAACGGUGUCUUCCUUGUAGAACUGGCCAAGCAUGGAUUUCUGAACCUUACUGGAUUAGAUUAUUCCAAUGCCUCAGUAGAACUCGCAACAAAUAUCCUGGCAGAAGAGGGUUUAACAAACAUUAAUGUUCAGGAGCAGGAUUUUCUGAACCCCAGCCCAGAGCUGAAAGGAUUUGACUUGUGUAUAGACAAGGGCACUUUUGAUGCCAUUAGCUUAAACCCAGAAGGCCGAGAAAUUGCAAAACUCCAGUACAUGUCCUCACUGAAAGCAGCUCUAAAGCUACAGGGACAUUUUAUCAUCACUUCUUGUAACUGGACCAAAGAGCAGCUCCUGCAGAUCUUCAGUCCAGACUUUGAGCUACUACAAGAGCUGCCUACACCACGUUUCCAGUUUGGUGGUGUGUCUGGGAACAGCGUCACAGCUUUGGUCCUCAAAAGACUCAGCUGAUGUCAGACUUUGUUUUAAUGUGGCUUCGGAAGCCGUUUGUAAAUUUGUAAAUGCUUUACUGGCUUUCCUUGUGUCUUCUACAUAUACAUAAAAAUCAAAAAGUA